AUGGCUGUCCAACCUGUGGAGGGGCCUAAAAUGAGGAAAAAGGUAGGAUUUUGAAGUUCCUAGGCUUGUAUUGAUCUUCAAGUUAGUGUAGCUGCAAAAAAUAAAUACCAAAUACAGUUGUACUAUAUAGUAUAAUAGAAAGCUUGCUGGGAGUGCUAAAAACGCAACUCUUAGACCAUGAUAAGUUGGUAAAAAUUUACAUAUUUAAACAAGGAAGUCUUUCAAAUGGAGACUCAAAUUUUCUUGAAAUUCUUUAUACAGCAAGGACCUGAUCCAGUGGCAAAAAACGUACCAUUUUGAAUCCGGGAAGCGUCAAAAAUGUGGGAAAAUGCUUCCCUUUCCAAGUGGAAGAACUUCGCUUUGAAAGGCUUCCCUCACAAACAGGGCGGGCGCGCUUUUGAAAUCGUUAUUUUUUCACUUGGAGAAGGAAGCAUUUUGCCGCAUUUUUGAUGCUUCCCGGAUGCAAAAUCGUACGUUUUUUGCCACUGGAUCAGGCCCCCCGCUGUACGUGUUCUGAACUAAUCACAAAACAACCCUUGAAAGUUCUAGCUCUCACUUUCCGACGGUGACUGAAAUAUCAGUCUGUCGGGAAAAUAGUGAGCGCAAUUUCGCUACGCAAAUCUAGUCGAUGAAUUGAAAAUGCAAUUGAAAGUUAAAACUGUAGGAAAUCUUAUAAAAGUGUUUGUAAAAUACGGGCAUAUGACAAAACUCAUUAUUUUUUUUUGGAAUUAUAGAAGACACUAUGAGUUUGUAACUUUUGUUGGUCACAGACAGACCUUUAAUGUACGAUGUUUCAGAACAUUGUAUAGAAUAGAAUGCGGAAGUGAGUGUAAAUGUAGGAAAUCUCAUUAAAAUAUUAUUUGUAAAAUACGGGCAUGACUUUGAAUUCAGAUUUUUUGUUUGAAUUUUAGCGAAAACAACGAAUUUGCAAUUUUUGUUGACCACACAGAAGAAAUUUUUAUGUACUAUAUUUUUGUCGGGAAAAUAUUGAGCACAAUGUGGUUGCCCCAGUAAUGUCGCUGAAUUGAAAAGAAAUUUGAUUUUGCCGCGACACUUCAUUUUCUCGGCGACGAUGCGAUUUUCGAUUCGACAGAGCGUUCAUUAUUUUCCUUACAGACUAAUAUUUAGCGCUCUUUUUUCGAGAGAGAGAGUGUGCCAAAUGAGGAGGUUACAGUCAUUUUUAAAGUGAGGUUAUACAUUGAAAAUGACCGUCGACAUGUGAUAAGCACAAGCGAACAAUAUUUUUUCUCAAUUAGACCCUCACUGUAUUACUCCGGUUUAUAGCAAACAUGUGAUUUUUCCACUAAAAAAUAAUGUCUUCCACGCUAAAAUUGGCAUAGAUUUGGCAAAAAAAUACUUUAUUUCUGGCCAACAAGGCCAGAAUAUAUCUUUCAAUACAAACUGUAUGUUUCGAAAUGUUUUGAGAGUCAUACCGCAUGCCAUGGAUACGUUCUCUAUCGUUGCGAAAUGCUACGAAAACUUGUGGUCUGCUACAAUUAUAUUUUCGGUUUAAAAUUUAGUCAUCCUCCAUCUCUUUCGUGAAAUUUUUUAUUUUUUCUAAUAUUACUUCAUUUUCCAAUAAAAAGAAGUCAAAAUUCCAAUUAAAAUGAACGUGUUUUACAGAGCGAUGAGAUGAACUGGAAGCUGACCACUUUUCUCCUAUGCGCCUACGGUUGUUUGAAGGAGCUGCGGCCGAGUGAGCCCUAUCUGUACAAGUAUCAACAUGAUUUCUUACAUUUGAGCGACGAGGAUUUGAAUGGGCGGGUAAGAAAUUACAUGCAUCAAACAGACACACACGUAUUUUACAAACAAAAAUUUCUGAAGCCUCUCACUUAUAUAUAUCUUUAUAUUACUAUAGGUAUAUCCAAUAUGGACCUACAGUUUUAUGCUCACAAUCAUCCCAAUUCUCCUCUUCACCGACGCUCUGCUUUAUAAACCGGUGCUCAUACUGGAAAGCCUCUCUUUUAUCGCAACAUGGCUGUUCUUGAUUUUUGGCAGAUCCGUUUUUUCACAACAAAUGGCUGAAGUCUUUUAUGGGUUGGCCACGUCAACUGAAAUGUCUUACUUUGCGUUUGUUUAUAUGCUAGUGGACCGGCAACACUAUAAAGUGUAAGUUAGCGACUUGAAGUUCAUUUCUCUAAUAGAGCAAAAUGAAAGAAGAGAGAUAUGCAAAAAUGAGAGAGUCCUCUAACAAUAAAGCUUUUACCCUUGCAAUGGUUCAAAAAUGACAAUUUUUUCAAUUGUCAUUGCAAAGCUUAUGUUGCGGGAUGCCCUACAAUGUUUAUAUUUUCUGAAAGCCGGCUUUCUACUCUAUAGCUAUGUCAAAUUUUGGCCUUCUAGCGCAAACGGCUAGCGAGAUAUGGAGAAAGAAAGCAAGCACAUUCCGAAAAAAAUUGAAAACGGUGCGGAGAUUGGUUGUGUCCCAAAAGUACAGAAUGCCGUUCCUUGCAGAAAAGGCCCUCGAUUUAUUAGGCCGCAAAAAGAAAGAUAAUACAGUGGCGAACCUGACCCAGCGGCAAAAAACGUACCAUUUUGCAUCCGGGAAGUAUCAAAAAUGUGGCAAAAAUGCUUCCCUCUCCAACUGAAAAAACUUUGUUUUGAAGGGCGCGCUCUUUUUCCUCACAAAAAGAGCGGGCGCGCUUUUGAAACCGGAGUUUUUUACUUAUAGAGGAAGGUAUUUUGUCACAUUUUUUGAUGCUUCCUGGAUGCAACAUAGUAUGUUUUUUUGCCACUGGAUCAGUCAGCUCCUAUAUAUAAGGAGUUUAUUUUGUCCCGACUUUUUUGAUCACCUUUAUACCAUUGAUUGGUCUGACAGACUCCAUAGAAAAUCUCAGCAAGAUAUUGGUUAGUAUUAUCUAAUUUCCAAACCAUUUUUUUACAAGAAUCUAGGCUUUUCAUUAAAAAUUCAACGCUUCGAUGUGUUCAGAGUAACCGCACUGACUCGCGCCGCUCUUCAAGGCGGCCAAUUCAUCGGCUACAUGAGUUCCGAGCCCAUUCUUUUGUAUAAAUGGGGGACAGUCAGCUCGCUGAACUACAUUACUUUGGUAUCUCUGGUACUGGCUUUCAUCUCGGCUUUAUUUUUACCCAACCUAUCUUGGGGGCAUGUCAUUGCCAUGGAACCGUCGGCAGGUACGUUUUACUAAAGUUUGUGAAGUUCUGUGGCGUUUCUAAAAUACUUUUUUCCUGAAAAAAUUUGAAGAUUUGACUGGUAAGAGACCGUAUUUUAGACGCUCUUCGAAUUGAAAAUUACUGUCAAUUCUUCAUGGAUCGGUUGUACAAACUGAAAAGGCGUUUCAAAGAGUCUUUCUCGGGCAUAAAGACUGUCAAAUGGUCAGCAUGGUGGGCCUUCUCCACUUGCGGAUACUUUUUUGUAAGCAUUUUUUUAACUGUAUAUCUUAUAAGGCUUGUAAAAUACGCGAAAGCACGAAUCCCCACUAUUUCAGAUGCUAAACUACAGUCAAGCCUUGUGGUCGCAACUUCAAGGCCCUCAAAGUCUUGAUCUCCUCAAUGGCUUCGUUACGGCGAUAGUCCCAUUAUUGGCGUUGAUUGCCAUAAUCGGCCUAGAAAGACUGCCGAUUAAUUGGCUCAGAUGGGGAGAGUUUUCCUUGACUAUGGGGGCUAUCUUGCAAGCCGUAUUGUUGUAUUGGAUGUCGCAAACAAAAAGACUAAUGGUGAUGUAUGCAACGUACGCUGGAUUCCAGCUGGUUUAUCAGUGCACGAUUACUAUUGCUCAGUAGGUUUGAUUUUGGCGUUUUUCUUUGAUAACGGGCCUAUGUUAUAAUGAAAGCGAUUAUAUUCUAUUGUUUGAGAUAAUUUGUUGAUUGAAGGGUUAUAAUUGCUAGUCAAAAGGUUUAAAGAAGCUAUGGGUUAAGAAGAGAAUUUCUCGGCUUUGCCAAAAAGUUGGAAUCAUCGCCAAGGUCCAAACCGCUAUGUAAACAAGGGUAGACACAAGGCGAAUAAAGUUUAUUGGCAACACACGAGAAACGAUAGAACCGCUGACGAAAAGCAGUACCGACUUACGAGAAUAGGGAAAUUGAUCUGACUAGCACUAUUUUUCAAGGGCUUUCCAAUGGUGUAUAACACUUGCCAUUUGGCGAGGGUUCGUUUGUACACUUCCCUAGUGAAGGCUUUCUCCUUUGAUUCUAUGCAAAUUUGAGGGAAAUUAUUGGCGGCUUCAAUGAAGUCACCAAAAAUUAGCCAAAACGUUGGAUUUGCUUUUUUGACCGGUUUGGAAGACUUGGCUACCAAUCCAACAGUUUGGCUGGCCAUUUAUGUGGUUUUUUUACUACAUAAUCCAACUGUUUUUGUCGGAAGUGGCGGACAUGAUCCAGUGAUGAAAACGUACCAUUGUGCAUCCGGGAAGUAUCAAAAAAUGUAGCAAAAUGCCUGACUUUCCAUGUGAGAAAACUCGGAUUUCGAAAGCGCGCCCGCUCUUUUUGUGAGGGCCCUUCAAAACGGAGUUUUUUAGUUGAAAAGGGAGGCAUUUUGCUACAUUUUUGAUACUUCCCGGAUGCAAAAUGGAACGUCUUUUGUCACUGUAUCAGGCCCGUCACUGUAGCUGUUGAUGAAAUUUCUGUUGUAACGCCAUUUUCACGGAGAUUACAGCUCUAAAAUUAGCAAAUUAUUUACCCUCAUGGAUAUUAUAACCACUGAUUUUCUAUUUUUCAACUUCUCAUACUCUUUUCAGAAUCAAUCUCGUUAAAACAUUGGCUGUCGCAACCUCUUGUGGCUUUGUUUUUGGCGUCAAUACAUUUGUCGCGCUGGUGAUUCAGACAAUUUUGACGCUGAUUUUCGUGGACGAAAGUGGCUUUGGGUUGGCGGUUCGAGAUCAAUUCCUUGUUUAUGCGGCAUACCACGCGUUGCUGGGUGGUAUCUUUUGCAUCUCCUUGAUUUAUAAUUGUGCUUGUGGAACGAGCGGAGGAACUGAUGAUAGAAGUAUGGAGUCUGACUCAACAACCGCAUCGAUUAGGCAUUAG
Bursaphelenchus xylophilus (pine wood nematode) is the source of this 4976-nucleotide messenger RNA. The record is from the annotation of a GenBank genome assembly. NCBI's taxonomy places the organism in Eukaryota, Metazoa, Nematoda, Chromadorea, Rhabditida, Aphelenchoididae.